UUCGUUGACUUGGUGGUACGGGGUUUCCAGUGAAUUUCCGAAGUAGCUUUAGCUGAUUAGCUGUAUACGAACUCCGAUCCCCAAUAUCUUAUCUUGGUCGAACGCUAAGUAGAUCAUCACUUCCAGGUUGCUCUUGAACAGUUUGAGGAUUCAGGAUGAUGAACCCGAACCAAGCUCAAGUAUUUACUGGUGGAUUAGAGUCUGCAUCUUCUGUUGUCAGCUCUGGAAUUCUAUCGUCUUUAUGGGAACUCAUCUCCUCAGAAAGUACCCAUUCAAGCGAGGCUCUGUUCUGGAAAGAUGUUAGUAAAGAACCAGGCUCGACCAUUAUAUUGUUUGGGACUGCCCAAAACACUGUUGAACCUGAGUUGCUUACUUUAUCGAACGACGACGACAAUCCCUUCAAAUUUAUCUGUUCCAAAACCUACCCAACCUUCUCUCUCGAUAAGUCUACAUUUUCCCUCUUCAAUGCUUAUCGAAACAAGCUUGAUCAACUCAAAUCUAAGAUCAAUCUGCAAAAUUCAGUGUUUCUGACUGGUUAUGCUGUUGGAGGAUCAAUUGCUUCUCUUUUCACUUUAUUGCUACUAGAAAAGAUGGAUCCGAAACAGAAACAUCCACUCUGCAUCACCUUUGGUUCUCCACUUAUUGGAGACCAAAAAUUUCAACAAGCUAUAUCAAGAAGUUCAAAUUGGAACUCUUGCUUUUUGCAUGUGGCUUCUCUUCGUGACCCAUUUCUAUCCUAUUCAAUUUCCCACAAUUCGUACAGCCCCUUUGGAAUAUUCUUCUUAUGUUCUGAUUAUGGAUCUGCUUGUUUUGAAAGCCCUGUUUCUGUUCUGAAGCUUCUAAAUCACAUGACUCAGCUGAAUCAAGAAUUUCAGAAUCCUGAUUAUGGAAAUAUUGUGAAGAAUUUGAAUCGUAAGGCAAUUUGCAAAGACACUGAUGAUGGUCCCAACAUCCCCCAUUCUGAUAUUCUUGAGGAAAGCCUCGCAUUGCAGCUAUGUGCUCUGGGAUUUUCACAAUUCCUGCGGGAAGUUGACCUGAAGAAUUUGGUUAAAGAACUGAAAUAUCAGGAAGUGCAAUUGACUUUGAAGAAGACCAAACGGUUUGUCCUAUUUAAGAAGUUGGAUGAUAUGAAAGUGUAUAUGGCCAAGUUGGAAUGGUACAAGAAGCAUACUAAGAAGGACAAAUAUGGCUACUACGACAGUUAUAAGGAAGAGAUUUUCCCUUAUGACCUGGACGUUGUCUUGUACAGGAAAAAACUCAACAAGUACUGGGAACAGGUAGUGGAAGAGGUAGAGAAACAGCCCAUGAAAGAAGCUGCAGCUUUUCUUCGUACAAGAUGGCUUUACAGUGGCAAUAUUUACAGGAAAAUGGUCCAACCAUUAGAUAUAGCUCAUUACUACAAGGAGGGAAACAGAGACUACAUUAAUUGUGGAAGAUCUGAGCAUUAUAAACUGCUAGAGAAGUGGUUUGAUUCUGAUCGGCUGAAACAUGAUGAGUCGAUGGAUAGGAAGAAUGUAGAAUCUAUAUUGACCUCUGAUUCUUGCUUUUGGGCACGUGUGGAAGAGGCGGUUAUUUUAACUCAAAAACUUAAAGCUGGAGAUCAAUUCACUGAGGCAGAGAAGCAAGAGGCGAUGAAUAGUUUGGAUGAGUUUGAGAAAUAUGUUUAUGGGUUGCUGAAGAAUUAUGCUGUUUCACCGGAGAUUUUCUUGGAGAAAAGUAGCUUCAUGUGUUGGUGGCGUGAUUAUAUCAAAAUCAAGGGAAUUAAGUCACACGACUCUGAACUUUUUAACCUCAUGAGUAAUCAUGACGAGUAUGAGAAAGGUGCUUAUGAUUUCCCCCAAGAGACCAAGCUUUUGAACUGACACACGACUUUGAAAUAAAUUUGGAUCUCAGUUCAUGCUGCUUUCAACUUAUGUUCUAUCGAUCUAAGUGGCUUUGGAACUAUGCUUCAUUGUGUCUGGUUGACAUGUACAUCAAUGUACCUUUCUCUAUUUAUGUUCAAGUUUAAAAUUUAUAUCAAUAAUUUGUGUGAAACUGAUGAACAUUUCUAUUAUAAUUCCAUCAGUUUUUUUUUUUUGUAA
This is a messenger RNA of Prosopis cineraria, 2081 nucleotides long. Its product is annotated as senescence-associated carboxylesterase 101-like. The transcript has 4 exons. Gene Ontology annotation, biological process: defense response; lipid metabolic process. The coding region runs from base 156 to 1862 and encodes 568 amino acids. NCBI's taxonomy places the organism in Eukaryota, Viridiplantae, Streptophyta, Magnoliopsida, Fabales, Fabaceae. Gene Ontology annotation, molecular function: carboxylic ester hydrolase activity. The record is from RefSeq and is a predicted model, not a curated record.